ACGAGAGUGUUCGUGAGGGCUGUCGUGGAUACUCCUCAAAAGCAUCUCUAUACGUCCAGUCCGUUCUCGGAAUAUUUAUCUUUAGACAUGCGCGAGGCACCACCUGGUGAAGAACCCAGCAGACCUGAUCCGAAAGACAUAAAUGGAGACCCCGAAAUACGAAUCGAAGAAAAUAGAAAGGAAGCUGGCAUGCUUUGGGUAAUAGGACCGAUCAUAGCCGCUUUAAUGCUGUCUUUGUGUUUGAUAGUAAUGUUUAUAAUGAAGAGAAGAAGACAACCUUGCAAGACGCCUGACCAGGCCGCGGUGACACGGCCGUUAAUGUCAGCUGAUGUUGGCUUCGGAGCUCCGUCCGAUCCAGUAGAAAUGAGACGACUCAACUUCCAAACACCAGCCAUGAUAUCUCAUCCUCCUAUACCAAUAUCCGAACUCUGUGACCAUAUCGAAAGGCUAAAAGCGAACGACAAUUUGAAAUUCUCUCAGGAAUACGAAAGUAUUGAACCCGGACAGCAAUUCACGUGGGACCAUUCGAACAUGGACGUUAACAAACCGAAAAAUCGAUACGCAAAUGUGAUUGCUUACGACCACAGUCGCGUAAUACUGCAACCUAUCGAUGGAAUUCUUGGCAGUGACUAUAUCAACGCAAAUUACUGUGAUGGCUAUCGAAAACACAAUGCCUACGUCGCGACGCAAGGUCCGUUGCAGGAAACAUUCGCCGAUUUCUGGAGAAUGUGUUGGGAACUGCGCACGUCUACGAUAGUGAUGAUGACUAAAUUAGAGGAAAGAACACGUAUCAAAUGUGACCAGUAUUGGCCCAGUCGCGGUAGUGAAACGUAUGGCAUGAUGACGGUGACCAUCGCAGAGGUUCAAGAGCUUUCUACUUAUUGCAUUCGCACGUUCCAAGUGACGAGAAAUGGUGGCGCGGAACGUCGGGAAAUCAAACAAUUGCAGUUCACGGCUUGGCCUGACCACGGUGUACCGGACCAUCCAGCGCCAUUCCUACAAUUCUUGAGACGAGUGCGAGCUCUGAAUCCCCCUGACGCAGGUCCUUUGGUAGUGCAUUGCUCGGCGGGUGUCGGUCGUACUGGCUGCUUCAUCGUUAUCGACUCUAUGCUUGAGAGAGCACGACACGAGCGUACUGUCGACAUUUACGGCCACGUGACAUGUUUGCGAGCCCAACGCAACUACAUGGUACAAACCGAAGAUCAAUAC
This is a messenger RNA of Manduca sexta (tobacco hornworm), 1209 nucleotides long. Its product is annotated as tyrosine-protein phosphatase Lar-like. The transcript has a single exon. Gene Ontology annotation, molecular function: protein tyrosine phosphatase activity. Gene Ontology annotation, biological process: protein dephosphorylation. The record is from RefSeq and is a predicted model, not a curated record. NCBI's taxonomy places the organism in Eukaryota, Metazoa, Arthropoda, Insecta, Lepidoptera, Sphingidae. The annotation marks the transcript as partial.